Messenger RNA from Aspergillus bombycis, 324 nucleotides. RefSeq names its product phosphoglycerate mutase family protein. The transcript is spliced from 2 exons. The annotation marks the transcript as partial. Lineage: Eukaryota; Fungi; Ascomycota; Eurotiomycetes; Eurotiales; Aspergillaceae. The record is from RefSeq and is a predicted model, not a curated record.
AUGACAUCCAAAUCCACCCCUCCAGACUUCCACUUCAACUUCACAACCGUGACCGGUUAUUUCCUCCAAGAUGACCCAAGCACCGACCCCGACAACUUCGACUACGUCACAUCCAAUUUCGGACUCAUACCUCGGAGCUACGACUCCGACCCUGAGUUCGACCCCGAGGGCCGCAAGACCCAGUGGGAGCGGUUCGAGUACCAACUCAACCAGCUAAACCGGGACAGCAGUCCCGCGACGCAGUUCAAGCUGCUCUUCCUGGGUAGACAUGGCGAAGGGUUGCAUAAUGUCGCCGAGAGGAGAUACGGUACUGAGCUUUGGGAU